UGACAACGCGGUUUGCUUGUGCACGCUGAAAAAAAAAAAUACCAGCAGUUAUUUGCCGGGUGUGGAAAGUUUUGGUGUGCACCCAGAAAUAAAUGCAAACAAUUGUUUGCCGAAUGCGGAAAACCUGAAUAUACGUUAAGUCCUCGGCCAUGACUGAAAUACCAAUUUAGUUUUCUUAAUGUUGACGCAAUUUAUUCAGCCCCUAACAUCGCAUGAGCUGUGAAAGCUAUCAGGCAUUAAAGCCUAUUAAGUCUCGAAAUGCCUAAAGGCGUAUAAUGCAAGGUAUAGACCGUAUGGACUCAGGGUCAUAUCCAUAUUGACAGUGUUUGUAAACAAGGCACUUCUGAGCAGUCAGACUGUCAGCCUUGAUGCCCCUUUGUUUGUGACUUGGUACCAGUGUGUCGUGUCAGCAACAAUAUGUUUUAUACUAAGUAUGCUGACAAAGUUAUUUCCUCAUACUUUCACAUUUCCAGAGGGUUCACCUUUCAGAUGCAGUGUUGCAGUGAAGGUGCUUCCUCUGUCAGUCCUGUUCACAGGAACCAUAGCAUUCAACAACUUAUCCCUCAAGUAUGUAGAUGUUGCCUUCUACUAUAUAGGACGCUCCUUAACAACAGUUUUUAAUGUUAUGUUAACAUAUUUGAUAUUAGGCCAGAAGACUUCGAUCCGGACAGUAACAUGCUGUGCUGUUAUUGUUGGAGGAUUUUGGCUUGGUGUUGACCAAGAAAAUGUGGCAGGUUCUUUGUCCAUAGCAGGCACAGUUUUUGGAGUCCUGGGUUCACUGGCUCUCUCCAUGUAUUCCAUCUAUACGAAACGCAUACUUCCACAUGUUAACCAACAAAUCUGGUUAUUGUCCUACUACAAUAAUGUAUAUAGCUGCUUCCUGUUUCUACCUCUGAUUGUCCUUAAUAAGGAAUUACCUGUGAUACUUCACUUUGAAAAUCUGGCAGAUGCCAAGUUCUGGCUGCUUAUGACUGGAGGGGGUUUAUGUGGCUUUACCAUUGGCUUUGUCACUGCUCUACAGAUUCAGGUCACAUCUCCAUUGACACACAACAUUUCUGGCACAGCUAAGGCAUGUGUGCAGACAGUGUUGGCGACUUACUGGUUCAAUGAUACAAAGUCAGUACUUUGGUGGUUUUCGAACUGGGUGGUGCUAGGUGGCAGUGCAGCUUAUGCCCGAGCAAGGCAACAGGAAAUGGAACACCAGCAGAGGACUGAAAAGUUACAGAGAAGCCAAGAUGUGUGAACAUUAUACUAUUCUUAGCAGUGACUCAUGUUACACAGUAGUAAAAUUUUAUCGGUAUAAAAACUGUUGUGCAAGGAGCAAAGAUUGCUUCUUAGUCUGCAGUGUCAAUAACACAAAAACAAUAAUUUAAAAUCAAAAUAUUAAACCAGAGAAGUUAAAAAUAGGAUGGACCUUUACUGGUGGUUUUGGCAGACAUAUUUUGUGGCAUCAGACUGAAGACUGGAAUACUUAUUUACAAGAAUCGAAAAUCAUGAGUUUACUUACUGAUGAUACUGUAUCAUGUAACUUGUUCUGUUGGAAUUGCUAAAUAAAUAAUAUGUGUGUACAUAUUCAUAAUUUUAUAUGUAUGACUUGUUUCAAAUGAUAAAGCAUACAGGUUCACCUAACAAGAGAUAUUUUAUUAUAUCUGAAUGUGCAUAUAUCUAUCAACUCUGAAGUCAGUGUUUACCACAUGAUAGUACUUCAUCCAUUAUCUUAAUUCACAUGUUUCCAGUGUAAAGCAUAUGAUGUAAAAUCUCAACAUAUCAUGAUAAACAUUGUUGACUUAAGUAUAACAUGGUAUUAUUUAAAAUGCUCAAAGUUCAUUUGUAUGACAAGGGUGUAAAGAUUGUAAGUGUUGUGUAGUUUAACAUUCAUUUUGCACUGCUACAUAUAAAUAUCAGCAAAUAAAAUUCAUGACCAGUG
This is a messenger RNA of Cryptotermes secundus, 1927 nucleotides long. It is a transcript of the gene nac, whose product is annotated as GDP-fucose transporter 1. Gene Ontology annotation, molecular function: antiporter activity. NCBI's taxonomy places the organism in Eukaryota, Metazoa, Arthropoda, Insecta, Blattodea, Kalotermitidae. The transcript has 6 exons. Gene Ontology annotation, biological process: GDP-fucose import into Golgi lumen; protein O-linked glycosylation via fucose. Gene Ontology annotation, cellular component: Golgi apparatus. The coding region runs from base 434 to 1243 and encodes 269 amino acids. The record is from RefSeq and is a predicted model, not a curated record.